Messenger RNA from Fulvia fulva, 843 nucleotides. Its product is annotated as Acetate permease A. Bases 1 to 843 code for a protein of 280 amino acids. Gene Ontology annotation, cellular component: plasma membrane. NCBI's taxonomy places the organism in Eukaryota, Fungi, Ascomycota, Dothideomycetes, Mycosphaerellales, Mycosphaerellaceae. The transcript is spliced from 4 exons. The record is from RefSeq and is a predicted model, not a curated record. Gene Ontology annotation, molecular function: acetate transmembrane transporter activity.
AUGGCACAAGGCGAAUCGUCGUCGGUAGAACAUGUCGACCGAGCAAAGCAAACUGGAUGGGGACAUUAUGGCGGCAAUCCUCUCGCACAUCAAUGGACCAACGACACCUCCGCGUCAGCUCGAUACGCAGCAUUCGGCGGUGCCCUCCAACCAGGCUUAUACAAAGCACCACAACACAAAUUCGCCAACCCAGCACCGCGUGGACUCGCCGGCUUCGCACUGACAACAUUUCUAUUGUCAUGCAUCAAUCUUGGCACCAGAGGUCUGGCGGCACCGAAUUUGGUCGUUGGUCCUGCUUAUGCCUACGGUGGAUUGUGCCAACUCUUAGCUGGCAUGUGGGAGAUUGCCUUGGGCAACACGUUUGGUGGCACGGCACUGUCUUCCUAUGGCAGUUUCUGGAUCUCUGUCGGGAUCACAUUGACACCGGGUGGCUUUGGAAUUGAAAGUGCGUAUGCCGAUACGGGCGAGUUUUACGCGGCAUUCGGCUUGUAUCUGUUCGGAUGGAUGAUCUUCACGUUCUUUCUGUGGAUCCUCACAUUGCGGGCUACUCUAACGUUCAACCUCCUGCUCUUGACUGUCUGGCUGACCUUCUUGAUGCUGGGCGCGUCCUACGUCGACGCACAGAACGAUCCGGAGGGCAUGCCAGACGUUACUUUGACUCGUGCGGGUGGAGGUUUUGGUAUCGUCGCGGCAUUCCUGGCAUGGUACAAUAUGUUCGCUGGAAUGGCCGAUCGGAGCAAUAGCUUUUUCCUGAUUCCAGUGCUUCAUUUUCCGUGGAGCGAGAAGGGGCGGGAAGCCAGGAAAGCGAAGUUGGAAGGCGAUUCGAAUGAGGAGAUGGCGUGA